Messenger RNA from Pseudomassariella vexata, 1527 nucleotides. RefSeq lists its product as uncharacterized. The record is from RefSeq and is a predicted model, not a curated record. Bases 1 to 1527 code for a protein of 508 amino acids. NCBI's taxonomy places the organism in Eukaryota, Fungi, Ascomycota, Sordariomycetes, Amphisphaeriales, Pseudomassariaceae. The transcript has 3 exons. Gene Ontology annotation, molecular function: protein binding.
AUGGACUCCCAAACAGUAGCUCGAGACAGUCGGCUUCUGAAGAUGCCUUUGGAGGUCCUUUUUCAGAUUUCGGAUCACUUGACAACCAGAGACUACGGCAUUCUCCGACUCGUUUGUAAACAUAUGGAGGCCUCACUCGUUGGGAACUUUGCGCGGGAGUUCUUUACCAAGAGACAAUUCAUGCUCACCGAAUUCAGCCUCCAAGGCCUGGUGGAUAUUUCUAAGUCGAAAUUCUCCCGGUGUUUAUCCCACGUCAUCAUCAGCCCGGAGCGACCUUCGUUGAGCCGUGUCCCUGGCCGUUUCAUGGUGGCUCCAAGCAGCCUGACAGCCUCCGACUCCCAGGCUGUCGAGCAGAAUUGCUUCCGCUCCGAAUGUGCUGAUCAUCUCAGCCUCAUCAGCACCGGCCAAGAUGUGGUAAUGCUUGCAGAAGCCUUCGGCAAUUUACCCAGCCUCGAAACUGUUGAGAUCCGUGACUUCAACUCACGGAGCCGCAAUCGGGAGGGCCCUGAUGGUGAAUGGACAAGCUUUGGAGCCAGAAAGUUCAUGCGGGAGACGGGGGCAAGGGCAAGCCUUGAAUGGCCUGGUCGCCACUUUGGCUCUCUUACGCCGGACCACCUUGUUUAUUUGAGCCAUGUGUUUUCGGCCCUCCUUCGAUCGUUGGGCGCGUCCUCCUCGCGUCCCAAGAGACUGGAGGUGAACCUGCGACACUGCGGCCUCGCAGAUCAUGCAUUCAACAUCCCCCGUUAUUCCGAGUCCGUCAUUGAGCCAGUACUGAGCAGCCUCAGGACACUGUUUCUGGAACCGAAUUCCCAACUACCUGCCGCCUAUGUCGACGGUGACAACGCCCUGGUCCCAUGUUACAGCUUCCUGCUGCGGAAGUUCCUCGCCAAAGGCCAACAACUAGAGCAUUUUCGCAUCAACUUCCGGGGGUACAAUCAAGAUGAUGCCAAAGAUUUCUUGCUCUGGCUGUCGAAAACCCCCGCCCUCUCGACCUCCAGUAAUCGCCCAGCGGUGUCACUGUUGGAGUCGCCCCAACCUGUCGAGUUCCCCAAGCUUGAGAAGCUCGAUAUCGGAAUGGUUAAGGUGGAACCACAGAUGCUCCUUGCGGUGCUUCGGAAGUUCCAGAAAACCCUCCGUGCCGUCAGCUUCCACAGGCUCAGCCUCCUGCAGACGGAUCCCACGCUGGCUCAAACCAAAGUGGAUUUGUGGUCCAAGUUCUUCGAUCAGCUAUUCAGACUCCGCCUCAACCUCACAGACAUGCAGAUAUCCAAUGUAUCACAACAAGGUCCCCUUCACGUCUCUCCCACUGUAUCUGUCCUUUUUAAUGAUCAACACCCCACUAGAGCAGUUCGCAAAUGGGCUGGAAAAGAUUUCGCCGGUGCCUGUAAGGACUUCAAGGAAAGUCUAGACAUUACGUGGCCUCCAGAAGACAACCAGCAGUCUAGUGGUAAUGAUGGCACGGAUGUGGACAGUGGGGAUGCCGGUAGCGAUGAAGACAGCGAUGACGACAGUGACGAUGGUAACUGA